Grosmannia clavigera kw1407 is the source of this 1410-nucleotide messenger RNA. Its product is annotated as FAD-binding domain containing protein. The transcript has 2 exons. Bases 1 to 1410 code for a protein of 469 amino acids. The record is from RefSeq and is a predicted model, not a curated record. Gene Ontology annotation, biological process: secondary metabolite biosynthetic process. Lineage: Eukaryota; Fungi; Ascomycota; Sordariomycetes; Ophiostomatales; Ophiostomataceae. Gene Ontology annotation, molecular function: FAD binding; monooxygenase activity.
AUGGCAACCGAAUAUCGAGUGCAGGAGCAAGUGCAGCGUGAUGCAUCGAGCAAAUUGAAGGUCAUCGUCGUCGGUGCCGGCCUUGGUGGCCUCGGCGCGGCCAUUGCCGUGCUGCUGGCCGGCCACGAUGUCACCGUGCUCGAGAGCACGUCACAAAUUGGCGAGAUUGGCGCCGGUAUCCAGGUCCUGCCCAACUCAGCCCGCGUGCUGUUUGCCUGGGGCCUGCAGGACCGACUGGACCCGUUUGCCACCCGGCCGCAGACCUGCAACUUCUUCGGCUGGAAGGGCAACCGGUUGGCCUCCAUGGACUACCAUGCGUAUGGCAAGGCCUCCCAUGGUGUCUUCUGGGAUUUUCAUCGUGCCAACCUGCAUCGCGUGCUGCUGGAUCGGGCCGUCGAGCUGGGUGCCGUGGUCCAGACGAGCGCGCGAGCCGUCAACGUGACCGUCCUCGAGAGCGACGGCCAGUCGUCGGCGACCGUCCAUCUGGCCAAUGGCCGCACUGUCUCGGGCGACCUCGUCGUCGGCGCUGACGGAAUCAACUCGCAGCUGCGUGAGGUCCUCGUCGGCCACGAAGACCCGCCCACGCCGACGGGCGAUCUUGCCUACCGGCUGCUGCUCGACACGGCCGCCAUGAUGGAUGACCCGGAACUGCGCGAGAUGGUGCAGAACCCACAGGUCAACUACUGGGUCGGACCCGAGACCCACGCCGUCAACUACGUCCUCCGAGGUGGCAAGCAGCUCAACAUGGUCCUCCUCGUGCCAGACAACCUGCCGCCCGGUCAGCUUGCCUCCACUGGCACUGGAACCGCUCAGGAGAUGCGCGACCUCUACGCCGGCUGGGACCCACGCAUCGAGAAGCUCCUCGGUCUCUGUGCCGAGGCCGAAGUGCUCAAAUGGCGCCUCUGCAUCCGUCCUGGCCUCGAGCCUACUUGGUCCCAUCCGGCCGCCAGCUUCACCCUCACCGGCGACGCCGUUCACGCGACCCUGCCCUAUCUAGCCAGCGGCGCAGGCAUGGCCCUCGAGGACGCUGGCGUGCUCGGUCUCUGUCUCGCCCGCCUCACUGACAAGUCGGCCGCAUCCAAGCGCCAUGCCCUCGCCGUCUACGAGGCCUGUCGGCGUGCCCGCACCGAAAAGGUCGUCCAGCGCGGCACCUACAACCAGCACAUGUACCAUAUGCCCGACGGCCCCGACCAGGUCGCCCGGGAUGCCAAGAUGGCCCACUACGAUGAGGUCGACCGCCAGUGGCUUGCCCAGGAAAAGCCCGUCCUGCCCGUGUCCGACGAGACCGGCGACGAUCCAUUCCCGUGGCGCUACCACGGCGUUGCGCGCUGGCUGCUGACUUACGACAUGUGGAAGGACGUCGAGGACCAUUGGGAUGCGGUGCCAAAGGACAUCAAGGCAAACAUAUAG